Molecule: messenger RNA, 981 nt
Organism: Loa loa (African eye worm)
Lineage: Eukaryota; Metazoa; Nematoda; Chromadorea; Rhabditida; Onchocercidae
Product: PX domain-containing protein
Exons: 4
Coding region: 27-878 (283 amino acids)
Molecular function (GO): phosphatidylinositol binding
Source: RefSeq, a predicted model, not a curated record
UUCUAGAAGAAUCGCAAUUGGACAUCAUGCCACUGUUAUUCAGCGAUGCAAGCUUUUGCAGUAACGACUUGGGUCGCAUCCUUUAUGCUAAUCCGAACGAGUGGAAUGUUCAUAUGAAUAUUGUUAAUACGAACACCAUGUCGAGUUUCUUUACUUCUCAUAUUGAAUAUCAAAUGUCAGUUUGUGCGAUACCUUCUGAUUCCCUUGCAGCAAGUACUCGAUUUUUCGAUAUGUGGACACGUUUUAGAGAAGUGAAACGUCUUUGGGAACAGUUGGCUGAAUUACAUAAAAAGUUACAUCUGCAUGGUUCAUUUCCGCAGUUUGCAGAAGGAGUUAUUUUUGGAAACCAAAGUGCCCAAAUUGUGGGCGAAAGAACGUCAUCAAUAACAACGUUCUUGAAUUAUGUACUUGCUCAUCCAGUGCUUCGACAGAGCAAAGUUUUGCAAGAUUAUUUUGGGAAAGCACAAGAAAUUUGGAAACCGUCGAACCAUAAAGAUCCGUUGGAUCCUAUGCGACAGUUUCAUUCAAAUGAUGAAUCAGCAGUGACAUCUUUUGGAGCUAAUAUGGUUCACGUUUCAAAGUAUAAUGGUCAGGAUUCCAGAGUGCUUUUUAUAUCUGAGCAUGAAGCUUCAGUACCGAUUACACCUGAACCAACUUCACAGCUUUAUGCCCAAACUUGUCCACUGUCAGCAACAGUGAUGCAGGGAAAUUCCAUGUUGAAUAUGCAGGAAAAUAGCGCCGCAAAUACUGCACCAUUACCGAAUAUGUCGACCAUGAUGAGUCAGGCAUCUAACUCACAGUCUUCUUACGUUCUCCCUGCUUAUUACUGUGUUGCAUUAUCGCAACAGCCACAGUUUCCAAUUAGCCCGAGCCAGUGAUGGUCCACUGCAAUAGGAUUAUUCUAAUCUAGAUGCAGUUAAGGUGUCACCUCUUUCCAAUCAUUUCGAAUUAAUUACUUCCUUGCACUACUCGUCAUAGAAG